Molecule: messenger RNA, 2083 nt
Organism: Danio aesculapii
Lineage: Eukaryota; Metazoa; Chordata; Actinopteri; Cypriniformes; Danionidae
Gene: kctd16b
Product: potassium channel tetramerization domain containing 16b
Exons: 2
Coding region: 82-1365 (427 amino acids)
Biological process (GO): protein homooligomerization; regulation of G protein-coupled receptor signaling pathway
Cellular component (GO): presynaptic membrane; postsynaptic membrane
Molecular function (GO): protein binding
Source: RefSeq, a predicted model, not a curated record
UAUUGAAAUCGACGUUUUCUAAAACACUCCCGAAGCUGUGGAUCUUUGGAAAAGAGCAGAACUUUGUUAAUAUUAGCACCCAUGACUGAAACGAUGGCGUUAAGUGGAAAUUCUAGACCUAAAGACAGCUCUUUUCCAGAUGUUAUUGAAUUAAACGUGGGGGGACAAGUCUAUUACACUCGUCAUACUACGUUAAUCAAUAGCCCUGGCUCUCUUCUGGGAAAAAUAUUCUCUCCCAAAAAUAAUGCAUCAAAUGAUCUCGCCAGGGACCCUAAAGGUCGAUAUUUCAUCGACCGGGAUGGUUUUUUGUUCAGAUACGUGUUAGACUACCUCAGAGAUAAACAGGUUGUUCUUCCUGACCACUUUCCCGAGAAAGGAAGGCUGAGGAAAGAAGCGGAAUACUUUCAAUUGCCUGAUUUGGUUAAUCUCUUAACCCCUGACGACCUAAAACCCAGUUCCGAUGAAUAUAUCCACAGUGAUUACGAGGAUGGGUCUCAAGGAAGCGAUCAGCGGAUGUGUCCUCCGCCGUCACUCGUUCUCGCCGACAGAAAAAGCGGAUUCUUAACAGUCGGAUAUCGCGGGUCCUGUACAAUGGGUAGGGAAAAUCGAACCGAUGCCAAAUUCCGGAGGGUGCCUCGGAUUAUGAUAUGCGGCAGGAUUGCCCUGGCCAAAGAAGUUUUUGGCGAGACCCUAAAUGAAAGCAGGGACCCUGACAGGGCAGCUGAUAAGUACACAUCCCGCUUUUACCUAAAGUUCAAACACCUUGAGCGCUCUUUCGACAUGCUCUCGGAGUGUGGUUUUCAGAUGGUCGCCUGUAACUCGUCUGUGACUGCCUCGAUUAUCAACCAGCAUACAGACGACAAGAUAUGGUCAAGUUACACUGAGUACGUCUUUUACCGUGGUCCAUCUCGCUGGUCAUCUCCGCCUUGCGAGUGUUGCUGCAAGAGUCACAAAGGUGAAGCUGAGGGUGAAGGUGAGAGUGGAACCUCAUUCAACGAGCUCUCCACUUCAAGCUCCGAGAGUCAUUCUGAGGCCAGCUCUCCACAAGGUACCGUCAUCUGUGGCCCGGUGAGCCGGCAGACACAUGUGCAAACAUUAGAUAGGCCUCCCAAGAAAGGUCCUGUUCAACAUCUCCUGCAGCAGCAACAGUCCGAGCAUCGCCGUAAGAGCGACCUACUUCGAACACUCACAGCAAGUUCCCGGGACACUAGCACCUGCAAGAAACGGCCAGCAAAGGAAAAGUUGACUGUGGAAGAGGAGCUGGAGAAGUGCAUCCAGGACUUUCGCAAGAUCAAGAUUCCUGAGCACUUCCCAGAGCGCAAGUAUAUGUGGCAGGCUGACCUCCUACGCAAAUACCGUCUCUGAGGGAUGGCAGUAGCAUUUUUCAAAUGUAAAGUGCAAGUUACAAUAAUGUACGUGUUCACUACCACUACUAUUGCUAGUCUACUCACACUACUACUGCCUUUUGUCAGUGUUGGCCGAUAUACCAAGUGACCAUUUCGUCUUCUAGAAAACCAAUUGUUUACUUGUAAACACUUGCAUUUUUGAAGAGUUCACGAGUGGCACAUUACUACUUGUGUUGUUGGUUUUGCUCCCUUGCUGAGCUACACAAAUUUAUGUUCAAGUGUGUGUUUGUUACAACUGAAUUCUUGACCUCAGUAUGUUAGCGCUACAGUGACUGAUUUGAGGUGCUCCAGAGGUUGAAAGAUGAAUGUGAAUUCACCUCAUCAAUUAUGCAUGUGGUCCCAACUGUGCCCUUUCUAAGAAUAGUCACUGCCUGGAUGGAUAUUAGAGCUGGCUUCAAUUUCAACACUCAAACAAGCACAGACCAUAGAGCCAAGUGUGUUUUUGCUUUUUUGGAUUAUUUUUGUCCCAUUUUCAUACCUCAGUCAAGCUACCAUCAUUGGCUUGCAGACCCUUCCACAUACAGUUAAGAUAUAAAUGAGUUGUGGGUAGAAACUAAAUACCAUCACAAGGCAACCAAAUGGCGUAUAUAGAUUUAAACAUGAUAUUACAACUGGAAGUGAGACUGUGAUUGCUCUUGAGUUCAAAGGUGAACUAUACAAUGGGGGAAAAUAUUUUG